GGGGAGUGCGGAGGAGGGCGGAGGCGGCGGCGGCGCGGGGGGCUGGCGGGCUGGCGGGCGGUUGGCACCGGGCUUGUAAAUAAACUGCGAUGCUGUCUCGGGCUCGCCGGCCCGGGUGCCGCCGCCGCCGCCGCCCCGGAGCGCCGGUGCCAGGCUCCCGCUGCCGCGCGCCCUAGCGCCUCCGCGCCAGCCUCACGCGCCCUCGCCCGCUCCCCGCAGUCCGCGGCUCGCGCCCCUCAGGGUCCCGCGGCUGACCUGUGCGGGAUGUGACCCCUUCCCGCUGCCUGGCCUCCCCUGCCCCCCGGGGGGCCCUCCUUUGGUUUGUUGGGGGGGGGGGGGGGGGGGAGCGGCGCGCGGAUCAUGGCAUUGGAGUUCCUGGGCUUGCAGCCGCCGCCGCCGCCUCAUCCACGCACCCCGAGCGCCCCUUCUUCCCGGAGCAGCAGCGGAGAAGGCGAAGCGGCCGGCGGGGGCGAGACAGAUGGGGCUCAAGGCACGCAGGGCGGCGGGGGCGGCGGGGGCGGCUGCCGGCGGCGGCGACGGGGGCGGCGGCGGCGGGGCCGCUAACCCCGCCGGAGGGGACGCGGCGGCGGCCGGCGAUGAGGAGCGGAAAGUGGGGCUGGCGCCCGGCGACGUGGAGCAAGUCACCUUGGCGCUCGGGGCCGGAGCUGACAAAGACGGGACCCUGCUGCUGGAGGGCGGCGGCCGCGACGAGGGUCUGCGGAGGACCCCGCAGGGCAUCGGGCUCCUGGCCAAGACCCCCCUGAGCCGCCCUGUCAAGAGGAACAACGCCAAGUACCGGCGCAUCCAAACUUUGAUCUACGACGCCCUCGAGAGACCGCGGGGCUGGGCGCUGCUCUACCACGCGCUCGUGUUCCUCAUUGUCCUGGGAUGCUUGAUUCUGGCCGUGCUGACCACAUUCAGGGAGUACGAGACUGUUUCGGGAGACUGGCUGCUGUUACUGGAAACAUUUGCUAUUUUCAUCUUUGGAGCCGAGUUUGCUUUGAGGAUCUGGGCUGCCGGGUGUUGCUGCCGCUACAAAGGCUGGCGGGGAAGGCUGAAGUUUGCCAGGAAGCCCCUGUGUAUGCUCGACAUCUUCGUGCUAAUCGCCUCUGUGCCGGUGGUUGCUGUGGGAAACCAGGGCAAUGUGCUGGCCACUUCCCUGCGCAGCCUGCGUUUCCUGCAGAUCCUGCGUAUGCUGCGGAUGGACCGCCGGGGCGGCACGUGGAAACUCCUGGGCUCGGCCAUCUGCGCCCACAGCAAAGAGCUCAUCACCGCCUGGUACAUUGGGUUCCUGACGCUCAUCCUUUCUUCAUUUCUUGUCUACCUGGUUGAGAAAGAUGUGCCAGAGGUUGAUGCCCAAGGAGAAGAGAUGAAGGAGGAAUUUGAGACCUAUGCGGAUGCCCUUUGGUGGGGCCUGAUCACGCUGGCCACCAUUGGCUACGGAGACAAGACACCCAAAACAUGGGAAGGCCGCCUGAUUGCGGCCACCUUCUCCUUAAUCGGUGUCUCCUUUUUCGCCCUUCCAGCAGGCAUCCUGGGGUCAGGACUGGCACUCAAGGUACAGGAGCAACACCGGCAGAAGCACUUUGAGAAAAGAAGGAAGCCGGCCGCUGAACUCAUCCAGGCUGCCUGGAGGUAUUAUGCUACCAACCCCAACAGGAUUGAUCUUGUGGCGACAUGGAGGUUCUAUGAAUCAGUCGUCUCUUUUCCGUUCUUCAGGAAAGACCAGCUGGAAGCAGCAGCCAGCCAAAAGCUGGGUCUCUUGGAUCGGGUUCGCCUUUCUAAUCCUCGUGGUAGCAAUACUAAAGGAAAGCUAUUUACCCCUCUGAAUGUAGAUGCCAUAGAAGAAAGUCCUUCUAAAGAACCAAAGCCUGUGGGCUUAAACAAUAAAGAACGUUUCCGCACCGCCUUCCGCAUGAAAGCCUACGCUUUCUGGCAGAGCUCCGAAGAUGCUGGGACAGGUGAUCCCAUGGCGGAAGACAGGGCCUACGGGAAUGACUUCCUCAUUGAAGAGAUGAUCCCCACCCUGAAGGCCGCCAUCCGAGCCGUCAGAAUCCUACAAUUCCGUCUCUAUAAAAAAAAAUUUAAGGAGACUUUGAGGCCUUACGAUGUGAAGGAUGUGAUUGAGCAGUAUUCUGCAGGACAUCUCGACAUGCUUUCCAGGAUAAAGUACCUUCAGACCAGAAUAGACAUGAUUUUCACCCCUGGACCUCCAUCUACCCCAAAACAUAAGAAGUCUCAGAAAGGGGCAGCGUUCACCUACCCAUCUCAGCAGUCUCCCAGGAAUGAACCAUAUGUAGCCAGAGCAUCCACAUCGGAAACUGAAGACCAAAGCAUGAUGGGGAAGUUCGUGAAAGUUGAAAGACAGGUUCAUGACAUGGGGAAGAAACUGGACUUCCUGGUAGAUAUGCACCUGCAGCACAUGGAAAGGCUGCAGGUGCACGUCACGGAAUACUACCCGACCAAGGGGACCUCCUCACCUGCAGAGGUGGAGAAGCUAGAUGACAACAGAGAUUCAGAUUUAAAAACCAUCAUCUGCAACUAUUCUGAGAAGGGCCCCUCCGAGGCCCCCUACAGCUUCCACCAGCUGCCCCUGGACAAAGUCGGUCCCUAUGGGUUUUUUGCCCAUGACCCUGUGAACCUGCCCCGAGGAGGACCCAGUUCUGGAAAGGUUCAAGCAACACUUUCCUCCUCAGCAGCAACGUAUGUGGAAAGGCCCACCGUCCUGCCUAUCUUGACUCUUCUUGACUCCCGAGUGAGCUACCACUCCCAGGCUGAACUGCACGGCCCCUACUUGGACCAGGUCUCCCCCAGACAGAGACAGAGCAUCACACGGGACAGUGACACGCCCCUGUCCUUGAUGUCGGUCAACCAUGAGGAGCUGGAGCGGUCUCCAAGUGGCUUCAGCAUCUCCCAGGACAGAGAUGAUUACAUGUUUGGCCCGAGUGGGGGAUCGAGCUGGAUGAGGGAGAAACGUUACCUCGCCGAGGGUGAGACAGACACGGACACAGACCCCUUCACCCCCAGUGGCUCCAUGCCUCUGUCAUCCACAGGGGAUGGGAUUUCUGAUUCAAUAUGGACCCCUCCCAACAAGCCCAUUUAGAAGGGGUUGUGGGCUGAGUUCUCCUUGUAAUGUAGACAGACUUUGUAUAGCUCACUUGCUCUCACACACGACACUUGACGGUGAGAUCACCAGUAGCUGCAUCAAACACAUGCAUGUGCGUCGCGGCCCCCCACCAGGGCAGGGGCUUUUCACGGCCUUCCUCCUCCCCAGGUCACCACAGUGAAGCUGCUUCCUUUUAAGCAUGGUUUGCAUGACUUUACAAUAUAUAAAUGGUACCGCUAAUCUCUUCUAGGAUAUACAUUUAUCUGCUGUUCUUAAUUUAAAUCAUUAUUGGACCAGGA
This is a messenger RNA of Lontra canadensis (Northern American river otter), 3405 nucleotides long. RefSeq names its product potassium voltage-gated channel subfamily Q member 3 (gene KCNQ3). Gene Ontology annotation, molecular function: voltage-gated potassium channel activity. The record is from RefSeq and is a predicted model, not a curated record. The coding region runs from base 479 to 3103 and encodes 874 amino acids. Lineage: Eukaryota; Metazoa; Chordata; Mammalia; Carnivora; Mustelidae. The transcript is spliced from 15 exons. Gene Ontology annotation, biological process: transmembrane transport; potassium ion transport. Gene Ontology annotation, cellular component: membrane.